UCUCAGAAGAGCAAGAAGUCAAGCGGACGAAUCCAAAAAACAGUCAAGAAAGACAACAAAUCGCGAGAGAUAGAGGGAGAUGAGGACCUUCCAGAGCCAAAGUCAGGCUGCGCAGCGCGGAGCCUCCAGCAGCCUGCACAGCCUCAGCAGCACGGCCAGCAUCGCCCUCACAGCCCUGCUCAUCCUCACCAUCCCAGUCUGCACAAGUGCUCCAGCAGAACUUCAACAAGCCACAACAGGCCAGAGGCAGAUACUCAGCCAGAUAGACGCUGUGUGCUCAUCCUACCUCUCUGCAGACCUGAAGAUUUGGGUGAGCGGGGCAUCUGAUGUCUUAGGAGAACUCUGUGUCUUGAUGCUGUUUCAGAAGUCAAAGGAGCUGAAAGUGCAAGAAAAUAGUAAAAGGUUUCUCAACUCAAUACCAGAAGAGAGAGAGGACUCUCAAUGCGCGCUGAAGUCCAGGGUCCUGGGGGCAUCCAGAGCAGAGGUUACUUCCUUUAUCGGCCACGAAAUGGAAGACGGUCCUUAGAAUAUGAGUAAAUUAAAGUAGAGUCGCCACCUCUGAAGCUGAGUGUACAGAGGCAACACAGACCCUGAGACCCGAGCCGCUGCACCACGACUGAGUGAUCCAGACUUCACCCACAGCCCUCUGCCACUGCUGUAUAGUGAUGUCUGAAUGUACACAAAUAAUCUGAUUAAAAUGCUAAUCAUUUGUUCAGAUUUUUAUCUUGUGUUAUAUGUGUAUCAUUUGCAUUAAAACUGCUACAAUGUG
Molecule: messenger RNA, 769 nt
Organism: Cottoperca gobio
Lineage: Eukaryota; Metazoa; Chordata; Actinopteri; Perciformes; Bovichtidae
Gene: nmu
Product: neuromedin U
Exons: 9
Coding region: 80-526 (148 amino acids)
Biological process (GO): regulation of smooth muscle contraction
Molecular function (GO): neuromedin U receptor binding
Source: RefSeq, a predicted model, not a curated record